Messenger RNA from Oppia nitens, 1143 nucleotides. Its product is annotated as prostasin-like. Gene Ontology annotation, biological process: proteolysis. The coding region runs from base 10 to 1143 and encodes 377 amino acids. The transcript is spliced from 7 exons. Gene Ontology annotation, molecular function: serine-type endopeptidase activity. The record is from RefSeq and is a predicted model, not a curated record. NCBI's taxonomy places the organism in Eukaryota, Metazoa, Arthropoda, Arachnida, Sarcoptiformes, Oppiidae.
GCAAAGAGGAUGCUUUAUGCCUUAUUCGUGAUCCAAGUGGUCAACCUAUUGUCAACACCUGUCCAUACUUUUCCAGAGUCUCUAACUUAUGAUUUAUUCUUUAACCGCACAGAGCAUAGUGUCGACAGAACAGCACCGGAUACAUCGGCCGGUUUUUUGACGCGAGCAGUGGGUAAUGUGGUUCGCCUCCUGCCCCCCGUGCGCAUUGGCAGUCGCCAACAGGGAUGCGUCGGUGGCACCCGCUGUCAGUUUUUCGCAUUCUGUUGGGUUUCGGGCGGUUCGUUGGGUGCCUCGUGUGGUCCACUUCAUACAUGUUGUGUCACUCCAAGCAGUCAAGACAUUCAGCCCCAGUAUUGGGGACCCGUCAUCAAUGAUCCACACUGCGGCAAAAGCGCGGCCAGAAUUAGCCGAAUCGUUGGAGGAAAUGAUGCCUCAUUUGGACAGUUCCCGUGGCAGGCCUUUGUCCAGGUCGGUGGCAGCCGUUGUGGGGGAGCACUCGUUGGUCCGGCACAUGUAGUAACAGCGGGUCAUUGUGUGGCCAGAUCUCAACACAACCCUAACAGCAUCCGAGUAACUCUUGGAGAUUAUAUUCUUCACUCUGAGAUCGAGAGCUUACCUCAUGAAGUGUUUACUGUUCAAGAAGUGAGACUUCAUCCAAAUUUCCGAUUCACACCACAAGCAGAUCGCUAUGAUGUGGCUGUCCUCGUACUCGACCGACCCGUUGCUUACAAAGAUAAUAUCAGACCUAUUUGUUUGCCACAAAAAGAUGUUGGCUUUUUAGGCAGAAUGGCAUAUGUGGCCGGUUGGGGGGCUCUACAAGCAGGUUCAAAAUUACGACCAAAAGUGUUACAACAUGUACCGGUGCCGGUCAUUGAAAAUGAAAUAUGCGAGGGAUGGCAUCGACAAAGAGGUAUCAAUAUUAGGAUAUACGACGAAAUGAUGUGUGCGGGCUAUGAGUUUGGUGGUCGUGAUGCCUGUCAGGGUGAUUCGGGUGGACCACUCAUGUUAAAUGAUUUUGGCGUUUGGUAUUUAGUUGGUAUAGUAUCAGCCGGUUAUUCGUGUGCCAAACAAUAUCAACCCGGGAUUUACCAUCGGGUCAGCAGUUCAUCUGAUUGGAUAUCAGCCAAUGUUUACAAAAAUUAA